UCCUGACUGAGCUGUGAGUCUGCUCGGCGUUUCGAAGAUCCCUGCGCACUGGGAGCUACUCACAACUUGCAUUGGGCUGAUUCUGCCCCUCAGCACUCCUGCUUUUUCAAGUUGCUGCCAUCCACAAUGAGAAAUGAACAAAACCUCUCCCCAAAUACUAAACACUCAGAGGCUGGUGGAGAGGCUUUGAGCAGGCUGAAGGAAAUCCAUCUUCGAUGGCCUGAAUGGCUCCAUUAGUGAGUGAGGGGGAGAGGGCUGUCUGAAUUGAGCUGAUAACAGAGACGGGGAGGGGGAGAGAUUUCAUCACCAGAGUGAACAUUUAAGAAUUGUCGAAUAGGAACCGAGGAAUUGGCUUCUGGUUUUUAGGUAAUUUAUGAUGAAGCAACAUUUUGGGUUUUGUGAACGUGUACCACCAACAACAGACACCCUGUAGCCCAGGGCUUUGGUUCAGGAACAAGCCCAGUGGUUGCUUUACAUUCACUUGCUUCCCUCUCAACUUUCCUUCAGUGGAGGGCUAUUUGACUGUGUACGGCAGCACAGUUGAGUUGCAACAGUCCCCGUUGCCUGUGCCUGGCAGGGCCGGUAGGUUCUGCGUGCACUGAACCUGGGCUGGGAGCACAGCCAGCAGAUUUGGGAGGAGCCGGAUUUCUAAUGAAGGUGAGCAGCAGGAGAGAGAGAGAGAGAGGGAAGGGUGGAGCCCGAGGUUUAAGGGGCGGGCGCCCGGGCUGAUGGUGUCGAGCUGCGCAGCGAGAUGUCUCGGACGGUGAAACUGUGUGGUCCCGGACCCUGGGGAUUCCGCAUUACCGGCGGCAGAGACUUUCACAAAACCAUCGCUGUCUCUAAGGUGACCAGUGGGAGCAAAGCAGAUUUAGUGGAUCUCCGCCUUGGAGACCAGAUCACCAGCAUCAAUGGGGCUGAAACCUGUGACAUGCUCAACAUGGAGGCUCAGAACAGGAUCCGAAUGUGUGAAGGAGACCUCAUCCUCAACGUUGAGAGGCCAGAGGCAGGUUCCCCUGGACUCUCUGAUGGAUCUCCCACUGACACCUUCCUUGCGCAGAGAUUCCAGACUGUCCUACAACCAUUCAGGGAUGAGAAUAAGAAUCUCGUCGAGAGAGGGUGGAGUGCAGGCUGUAAUCCACGAUCCCCGAACCUCUCGCCUAUGCGAUCCCUCUCCCCUGCUCCUGAUGGGAAGUCCGUCUCUCCGAACACUAACAGGAGGUCCAUGUCCUCAGUUUGGAGCUCAGAAGAGAAGGAGGCAGCAUUUCGUGGAAAUACGGUGCCAAAGGGAUUCCAGGCAGGAAUCAGGGGCCACAGAAGCCUUUCUCCCAUCUCCAGUUCCUGCUCUGUGCCUAGGGUGAGCCUGUCCACAGACUCGAGUCCCUCAGAGGUGAGGUAUCAGACUGAAGGAUCACACUCUCCCAGUUCCACUGCUCUGAGCAAAGGGGUCCUAGAUCGUCGUUCCUCAAAUCGAAUUGACAAAGACUCGGAGGUUUACAAGAUGAUCCAGGAGAAUCGAGCUGCAAAGGAACCUCCUCGACAGUCGAACCGUUUCCGUCAGCUUCAAGAGGCACUGGAUGCAGACCAGGAUGGAGCAGCAGUACAGUUCCCUGGAAGAUUCUCUCCCUUGGCCCCAGACACACCAGUGCCCAAAUAUCGUAUGUGUGAGAAAUGUGGAUCAAACAUUACGAUGGAGGCGGUGAAGAUUCGAGAUGGCUGUUACCGGCACCAGCAGUGCUAUGUCUGCACUGACUGUGGUCUCAACCUCAGUAUGAGAGGCCAUUUCUGGUUUCGUGAUCAGAUGUACUGUGAGAAACACGCUCAGAAACGGUUCCAGGAAGCAGAGGGCAGCUCUUGAGCAGAGCUCUAUAACCCACCAGACGACCACUGCAAACCCCCUUUUGUUAAAUACCCACUGAUUUGAUUUAAUAAAGGAAUGAUGGCA
Stegostoma tigrinum is the source of this 1942-nucleotide messenger RNA. It is a transcript of the gene pdlim2, whose product is annotated as PDZ and LIM domain 2 (mystique). The coding region runs from base 752 to 1855 and encodes 367 amino acids. NCBI's taxonomy places the organism in Eukaryota, Metazoa, Chordata, Chondrichthyes, Orectolobiformes, Stegostomatidae. Gene Ontology annotation, cellular component: adherens junction; Z disc; stress fiber. Gene Ontology annotation, biological process: muscle structure development; actin cytoskeleton organization; heart development. The record is from RefSeq and is a predicted model, not a curated record. Gene Ontology annotation, molecular function: actin binding; muscle alpha-actinin binding. The transcript has 9 exons.